Messenger RNA from Schistosoma haematobium, 5620 nucleotides. RefSeq lists its product as uncharacterized. The record is from RefSeq and is a predicted model, not a curated record. The transcript has 4 exons. Gene Ontology annotation, biological process: nucleosome assembly. Gene Ontology annotation, cellular component: nucleosome. NCBI's taxonomy places the organism in Eukaryota, Metazoa, Platyhelminthes, Trematoda, Strigeidida, Schistosomatidae. Bases 55 to 366 code for a protein of 103 amino acids. Gene Ontology annotation, molecular function: DNA binding; protein heterodimerization activity; structural constituent of chromatin.
GGACAGGGUCGUCUCGUGUCGGUCUGCAAGUCAGUGUAUCUAUCCUUGUGAAUCAUGUCUGGUCGUGGUAAAGGUGGUAAGGGUUUGGGCAAAGGAGGAGCCAAGAGACAUCGCAAGGUGUUGCGUGACAACAUCCAGGGUAUCACAAAGCCUGCAAUCCGUCGUCUGGCUCGUCGAGGUGGUGUGAAACGCAUUUCAGGAUUGAUCUACGAGGAGACUCGUGGUGUUCUGAAAGUGUUUCUGGAGAACGUGAUCCGUGAUGCAGUCACCUACACAGAGCACGCUAAGAGGAAGACAGUGACAGCUAUGGACGUGGUGUACGCUUUGAAACGCCAAGGUCGUACUUUGUACGGUUUCGGUGGUUAAUUCACUAGCAUGUGAACAAUUGGCGACCUGCAACUGGUCCACACGAGAACGUAUCACGGUCCUAUUUAGGACCACCACGUUGUGAUUUGUGUUUUAACUGUAUGGUUAGCCUAUUUGUUUUGGACUUUCAACAAUGAGUAUUGUGUUACUAUAUGUAGUGCUUGAUAUAUUAGCGAAUGAACGCUUGUACGGGUGCUCAUUUCUCUAUACUGUUUGUGGGGUCGGGCAUGGUGAUAUUUCGACAGAAUAUCCCAUAACUAAAGUGGGAUUCAGAUUGCUAUUCGACUUAUUGUGUGUAUUUGUCGCGCAGUGUCAGCAUCAGGUGGCCAUGUACUUGUGAAAUGAGUGUCUGUGGGACAUACUAUCUCUGAAUAUGCGUUACCAUAAAUCAUUUUGAUUCUAAAGUAUACGGAAGAUGCUGAGGUGUGGGAAUUGUAUGGGGUUGUCCGGUUUCGGGCUUGGAGAGGAUAUAACUUCAGUGGUUAUCAUUCCACUGAAUGAUAUACAAUAUAUGUUGAGCAUAGUUGGUCUAGUACUUUGAUUUUAUAGUUGGGAGGUCGUCCUGAUUCCGCCUCCAGGCUUACUUGUACCGUACGACAUAAGCGGGGAGCCAAUCUUAUUAAUGCACCAUUGCAAUAUCUUUCGAUGUAGGUAUAGUUAGACCUCAUUUAAGAGAUUAUUCAAUUUAUCAUUUACCUUGUCUACACUUUUCUACUACAACAAGUUUUUGUAAGCAACCGAUGGUUACGUGGUGUAUCUAGCGAGGCAGUAGGUAGUUCAGGUCCAUGUUCUUCGCUGUGAUCUUUCGCCAUGUACUCAAUGUGAACUGUCAGUAUUAUUUUCGACCUAUUUGAACAUAUAGGAAUUAGUACAAUGGCUCAUCAGAUAUAUCGCCAUAAAGUGUUAUGGAUAUAAUCCAGUUCUAUCUUAUCAUAUGCGCGUAAGGUUUGCAGAUUAUGUAUGUUGCUUCAAAACAAGCCUGUGAUUAGUGUGUGCUUUUUAAGAAUUACAAAAUUAAGUAGCCUAAUAUUCACAAUAAAGCUACAGGCUUUUAACUCCAUAAUUUGUACAUCUAGUUAUUAAUAUCCUGUGAUCAAUUAAUUGCUUUGUGUAUUGACUAAACUAGUUGCAGUAUUGAUAAGAUCAUGUGUCUGGAUAAGUUCUUCCGAAAUUGUAAACUCGUUUUAUUUCUAACAUUAAGUAAGAUUAAUUGACUGACUUCUAAACUAUUCCUUUCAUCUAUCAUAUUCAUUAAGUCAAUAAAUUCUGUUUAAUUACACUACAAAUUUUAUCCUUAUAAUUUGUUGAUAUAAUGUAAACUAGACAAUGUAACCAAGUUUUUGAAAGGUAUCUUCGUUAUUAUGACUUAUUAAAAACAAAAUUUCAUAUUGUCUAGAACAGAUCCAAGUAUGACGUUCAUAUAUUCACUAUAAUAGAGUAACAACAUCAAUGGUAUCGUGAAUAUAAACAAAGUUUGUACUUUUUUUUCAUGAUAAUUCAAUAUUGAAAUGAAUUCGUGAUGUUGAAUGUUUACAUAUACAAAUGUAUGGUUAUAACUAACUGAUAUAUAUAAAUGUAUAUGUCCAUCAAGCUUUAUUCACAUUUCAAUAAUGAAACUCAUCUUAUUAUUUGUACUAACUAUUUUGUUACUUUUCAAUGUAACUGAAUCCAAAUCUAGUCAACAGGAACUAAUUAUUGAAAGUGUCAAAUUAUGGAAUUCAAUUAAAGAACUUUGGAAGAGGUUUGAACAUAAGUGUCAAGAGAAAAUUCGAAAAUAUCUUGAGGAAGAUGAUUUAGAUGAAAAAAUAGCCGAUGUUUUAAAAAUUUAUGUCAAGCGUUUAAAUAGGCGUUUAGAUAUGCGUUUAUCAACAGACAGACAAGAAUAAACAUUUAUCAUAGCUAAAAAUAUCUCAAUAUUCAAUGAAGAAGAAGAACACCAUUGUAGUGAAUUUUAAUUCAAUAAAGUAGCUGAAAACUAAUUCGUUGUUUGAUUAUAAGACAGAUAAUCAUUGUACAUGAGUGUCUAAAAUAUUUUUUGGAAGAAGGAAUGAAUACAUUUGGUCAUAUCAUUACUAUCUCUUAGUUUGAAUGUUAUAUGAAUUUCUCUCUUCAGCGGAAACAAAAGCUCACUCGAAGGUGUACAUUUACGCUUGACAGAUUUAACACUUAGGCCUGUUACCCCUCGUCGAGAAUGGGCUUCCGACCUACUCUAUCCUGAACUCUCCUUUCUAGUUGUUUCCAAGUGCUGUUCAUCUUUGAAUUUCUACCUCCGGUUCCCGACUUAAUUUGUUUUUCGAUCUACCUCUUUUUCCUUUGCCUUAAGGACUCCAAGUUAUGACUUGCUUCGUGAUCCAAUUUAUUAUCGUUACUAUUAUUAUUGCUGCCAUUAUUAUUAUUAAUGACUUGACAGUUUGGUGAUUUCCUCAGUGAAUGUCCUAUCCAUCUCCAGCGUCUUUCCCUAAUUACCUAUUCAUAUGGAAGGUAAUUUAUUCUCUUCCAUAGUAGUGUGUUGCCAGUGGUUUCCGGUCAACGGACAUUGAGUAUCUUAUGUAGACAAUUCUUUAUAAAUAUAUGUACUUAUUUGAUGAUUGUUGUGGUAGUUCUCCAAGUUUUAGCGCCGUACAGUAAAACUAUCUUGACGUUCACAUUGAAGAUUCUGACUUUGAUAUUGGUUGAGAGUUGUUUUGAGUUCUAUAUGUUCUCCAAGUGUAGGAAUGCUGUUCUUGCUUUGCCAAUCCUCGCCUUUAUGUCUGCAUCAGAUUCUCCUUGUUUAUCGAUGAUGCUGUCCAGGUAAGUGAACGCUUCCUCCUCUUCUAGCGUUUAACCAACAUGUGUUAUUGGGUUGGUUAGUGUUCUCCGUGUUGUACUUGAGGAUCUUGCCUACUUACUUACUUACUUAUUUUCUUACUUCCCACUCUAUUAAUGCAUUUUGUAUUUCAUUGGGCAGCAUCAGUGUAGCUCCCUGUAUGUGCGGAGCAUUUUCUUCUUCAAGACAAUAGUACAGCAGCAUCUCUCCUGUACCUAAUCCUUGCUGUCCAGCUUGGGUCUAAUCGGUUCGAUUCCGAGCACUGCCAAGUCGUAUCUCCUCAUUUCCGCAGUUAUUUGACUGGUUCUCCCAGUUCCCCACAUUGUCCAGAUACUCCAUGUACCUAUAUUAAUUGUUGCUCUGGUUGUUAGAAUGGUUAACGACCUCAAGACUACCAAAGGAUCUCGAUUUUCAUCCUUAGGCAUCAUAACUCUUCCUUCAAAUCCCCGGGCAGAGUUUAAAUGGUUUAAUUUGUUUAAUCUGGUUGGCAAUUUUUUAACAUAGUUGUUAUCUAUGGGAUAUGGUUUCUGACCGUGUGUUCAACCCUCUUCCUUCAUCUGGGCUUGCGACCAGCAGUACUCCUAAAAGGGAUGCAGGUGCAUUUGUGAAUUAUACACAUGGUGGGAUAUUUCUUAAAACACCUAGUUGAUAUCACUCAAGAGGCUACUCUCUCAAUAAAUUAAUUCAGUAUCUGGUAACCGAUUACGAUGUUGAAAACUAUUGUCUAAUAAUUGUCAAUUAGAGCUAUAGAUAUUGGAGACGUGUGAAUAUGAUUUAUUAGACUGAUCAAAUAUUUUAUAUCGUUAUUAGAAUAAUAAGUGAAUGGUUAUCCGGUCUCAGUAGCUUCGUGUGUUACCUGUUAUUGUAUGUUUUGAAAUGUGUUAACUUCGAAUCUCUAUGUGAACACAAACAUUUGAAUAUGCAUAAAUGCAAAUGACAAGUCCCAGAUUGAGUGAAUCGCGUGACAUGGAUUUCAUUGCUAGCGGAAAUCUACCUUAUAUGUAUAACCAAAUAGUAAUCAAAGAACCGUGAAUUUGAAUAUCAGAUUUGACGGCGAAAUCAAUGCACCAAUGAAAGGAGUUGUAGUGGGUUCGUUAUUAGGUCUCAUACAAGCUGGCACUUUCCUAGCUAAACUAGGACACAGUCUAUUUCAUCAGUUUAUUCAGAAAUUCCCAUUUCGUUUUCGAUAUAUGGACGACAUGUUGUUCCACUUUAAAGAUAGCACAUUACAACUAGAGGUUUUGAAGAAAUUGAAAAUGAAGUACACAUAGCAAUUAAGUUUACACCUGAAAUAGAAUAACCUUUUUCGAUGUUCUGUUAACAGAAAGUGUCGAUGGGUCAAUAUGAAGGAAUUUAAACAUGAAAAGUACCUGUACAUACAAAUGAACACAUUUCGUUAGCUUUGUACGCCUUUAGUACACUGGAAACCAAAUAAAAACUAUUAGUUAUUGAAUAAGAAUGUACUUGAGGAAGAACCAAACGAUUUGCAUAUACUGCUCAGGAAAACAGGUACCCCGGGAAGUGUACAAACAAAAAUAUAUCCACGAAUCUUAGAAUAGACGAAGUACAAACAAUUAGUAGGAAGUUCCUUUUCAUUUGUCAACAGUUCAGAGGUGAUGCACACAGUGAAAUACUAAUCCAGAAAUCAGUGCGAAUUUACGUCACCAGUGAAUAUUAAAGUAAUACUUUAUAUGACUAAUACACAAUCAGCUGUAUUAAUUUCCACUACAAUUCCCAGCUGAUAUGCUCAGUGAUAUAAUAAUCCAGAGAUCACGUCAAACAAUCAGAAAAGCAUCUGACACCGGAAAAUUAAAACUAGUCUACUUCAUAUGACCAAUGACUACGUCGAGGUUAAAAGUCCAAUCAUCUAGAAUAGUCAUCUCAUUUUGUAUUGAUCAAUUCGACUACUGCUGUGAAACCAGUCAUCUUAAUCGAAGUUCUGAGAAUUUACAUUUCCGUGCUAGUGAACAUAUUUCAGUGUGACUAAACAAACAUGUAGUCAAGACAACAAAUGAUUUUAUAAUUCCAAUAGUUGAGAUCAUGAGUCAAUUGAAGUUAGACCACCAUGGAAAACCUGGAAGCACUGGAUGGUCGUUUCAUCUUAUUGUGGGACUCCUCACCACUACUCAUCCACGAUCCGGCCUCGCGGGAUAUCGAACCAAGGAUCUGUCGAUCACUCGCACGAACAAUUAUCCUCCAGACCACUGAGCCGACAUCCAAUGGUGUUAAUGUAUAAUUUCAACUAAUCCAUGAAAUUGAGCGACACAUCCACAAUUGUCUUCAGUGAGUUAUUAUCUCACCACUGACAUAGUUGAACUCCACUGGUCACUGCUUCUCAUCAGGACUCCACAAAAUACUUAUUGAAGCCAGUCACUAGUCAUUUUGUUAGAAUUACAACAUAUAAAUUAAGAUUUCUUAAUAAGAAAAUAAAGAGUUCAUAUCAAAAUU